This is a messenger RNA of Striga hermonthica, 1401 nucleotides long. Lineage: Eukaryota; Viridiplantae; Streptophyta; Magnoliopsida; Lamiales; Orobanchaceae. The record is from the annotation of a GenBank genome assembly.
AUGGGUGAUGGAAGGGCGGGCAAUUCCGGCAGCAGCAAGCCGGAGUGGCUGGAGCAGUACGAUGUGAUCGGUAAAAUCGGGGAGGGGACUUAUGGGUUGGUGUUCUUGGCGAAGAUUAAGUCCAAUCGCUCGAAAUCCAUAGCUAUCAAGAAAUUCAAGCAGUCCAAAGAUGGGGAUGGAGUUUCUCCGACCGCCAUUCGUGAAAUCAUGUUGCUUCGGGAGAUUCCCCAUGAGAACGUGGUGAAGCUUGUAAACGUGCACAUCAAUCAUGCUGACAUGUCACUUUACCUGGCCUUUGACUAUGCUGAGCAUGAUCUUUAUGAAAUUAUCAGACACCAUAGGGAUAAGGUUAGCCAGGCGAUCAAUCAGUACACCGUUAAGUCAAUACUGUGGCAGCUUCUUAAUGGUCUAAAUUAUCUUCACAGUAAUUGGAUUGUUCAUCGAGAUCUGAAGCCAUCAAAUAUCCUGGUAAUGGGUGAUGGGGAAGAACAUGGAGUGGUAAAAAUUGCUGAUUUUGGGCUUGCUAGAAUUUACCAAGCUCCCUUAAAGCCACUAUCGGAGAAUGGGGUUGUAGUGACCAUUUGGUACCGUGCACCUGAGUUACUAUUAGGAGCUAAACACUAUACAAGUGCUGUUGACAUGUGGGCUGUGGGUUGCAUCUUUGCUGAGCUUCUCACUUUAAAGCCACUAUUUCAAGGUCAAGAAGUAAAAGGGACACCCAAUCCAUUUCAGCUGGAUCAACUUGACAAAAUAUUCAAGGUCUUAGGGCAUCCAACUCCAGAAAAGUGGCCAACACUGGUGAAUCUUCCCCACUGGCAGUCUGAUGUGCAACAUAUUCAAGGGCACACAUACAACAAUGCUGGACUUUACAAUGUAGUUCACCUCUCUCCAAAAAGUCCAGCAUAUGACCUCCUCUCCAGGAUGCUUGAGUAUGACCCCAAAAAAAGAAUAACAGCCUCCCAAGCUCUUGAGCAUGAGUAUUUUCGCAUGGAACCUUUGCCGGGUUGCAAUGCCCUGGUUCCUCCACAACCAGGAGAGAAAGUUGUGAAUUACCCAACUCGGCCUGUGGACACGAGCAUUGAUAUUGAAGGAACAAUCAGUCUCCAGCCCUCUCAACCGGUAUCAUCUGGAAAUAAUAUGUCAGGUGCCAUGGCAGGGCCUCAUGGGAUGCAGAACAGAUCUAUGCCUCGUCCGAUGCAGAUGGUUGGCAUGCAACGGAUCCAACCUUCGGGAAUUCCAGCCUAUAAUAUUGCUUCGCAAGCGGGAAUGGGAAAUCCUGGAGGCAUCCCAAUGCAGCGGGGUGUUGCUGCGCAAGCUCAUCAACAGCAGCAGCAGAUGAGAAGGAAAGACCCGGGUAUGGGGAUGACUGGAUAUCCUCCGCAACAGAAGAGGCGCUUCUGA